CGCAGCCACCACAGCCACCACCCAUGACGCGUGGAAAUGGAUGUUGGAGGUACCUUGGAUAGAGGUACCCGCGGCGCUCGCCUCUAUUUACCUACUUUGGGCUGCGCGAUCAUAGGGAAGAUGAUAGUUCAUUGGAGAUGAUCCCUCUAUACUCACUGCAUGCCGCUCAAAGCCUCAUAUUUCUCCGCUUGUGCACUCCUCUAUUUCAUUCACUACAGGCUAUGAGGUAUUAGUAUUAAUAAGGCCGCAGGCACAUAGGAAGAGGGACCGUCUUGAGUCCCCCUCUUCAUACAGGAACUAUCUUACCUACCUAAUCUACCUAAUACACGUCUAUCAAUAUCAUGGCUUGGGGCAUCAGAAAAAAAGCCCAUACCGAUGACAACCACGAUGGCACCACAAAUAAAGCAUCUCAUAGCCAAAACCUUGAACUUCGCCGUCGGAAACUGAACCCAGAGCUGCAAAAGCUUCUUGACCGUGAAGAAGAACUCUUGGACCAGCUCUAUGAUGGCUACUCCGUGGAUACCAUUGAUACCAAAUACCGAUACGCCGCCUACACCAACCGCAUCCGCACUAUCCUCCUCUCCGCACACCGCUACGUCGCUUAUACCUCCGACAUUGGCGAAUCCUUCCGCCCCGUCGCGCACCCCUGGCUCGUCCGCAGCGCAUACGGUAUCUCCUGGACCUAUAUAUUAGGCGAUGUUGCCAAUGAAGGGUACAAAGCCUAUCUGCGCAACAGACGAGUGCUGGCUCCGGCAUGUGACGCAUAUCGCAAUGCGACUGGACAGGUGUCUGAGGAUAUGGAGGUUGCUGCCAUGGCCGGGCGCAAGCUCCAGCAGGAGGAAACGCUAAACUCGACAGCAUCCAAGACGCAUCCGCUGCCGUGGCCGGAUCCAGAGGAGGAUACCCUGAUGCCGUGGCAGACGACGAAGAUUCCACUGGUAGAGGAUUAUCGCUCUGUCAUGGCUGAGCGGGCGGUCUUCCAGGCACUGGCUAGUGUGGGAUUACCUGCGUUAACGAUCCAUUCUGUGGUGAAAUACUCUGGGCGUGCUUUUAGGGGGGCAAAGACUACUAUGAUUCGCACGUGGUUGCCGAUUGGGCUUGGUCUCGCCGUCGUCCCAUUCCUGCCUUACGUAUUUGAUAAACCUGUCGAGCAUGGUGUGCAAUGGGCAUUCCACAGUGCCUUCCGCGUUAUCGAAGGGGGCCAGGCUGUUCCGCACCCUGCGGAAGACAAUAGCCAAACAACCUCUGUGAUUCUUUCAAAUCUGGAGCAAUACCGUGAGCGGAAGAAGCAGCAGGAGGGGAUUAGAAAACGUGACCAAGGUAAGAGUGAGGAAGUGAGUUAGGUCGAGUUGAGGUGGUUGAAACUAGGAAUUUUAGUGAUGAGCUACGUAAACAUCUCCUGCCAGCUAUUCCCUUUUUACCUUGUCUUGCGGCUUGAACCUCGGAUUUACCUGGUGUCUCCUCUCUGCGUAUCCAGCAUUGUUCCAUAUUUGAAUCUAUACGGACUCAAAAAGUGGGUUUCAUUUUUUCACAUUUCGUUUGUCGCCACUGCGGUGAUCUCUCCACACCAUUUAGCAGGAACAUAACCAAUGCACCCACCACUCCGGCUGCAUUACCUGUUGUUAUGAAUGGGUGAAAGCAGAGCAAAGAAGGCAUAUCUCCAUUUCGUAGCUAAUUCUGAGAGACUAAGGGGAUCGCUUUUGUUUUCUCAUUCAGCUUUGCUUGGAUGGCAACCCAAAUUGUAUCAACACAAUGGAGGGAAAGGGAGGGAGGUGGUACAUGAGGGACGGAGUAUGGACUAAUUCGCGCGUAAUAACUGAAUAUAAUUGGAUGUCUUGGUCUUUACAUACAUACGUAUAGUUAUCGUCGAUAUUCAAAUGUUUGAAAAUGUUGUCAUUUUUGGGUGAGGC
Molecule: messenger RNA, 1910 nt
Organism: Blastomyces dermatitidis ER-3
Lineage: Eukaryota; Fungi; Ascomycota; Eurotiomycetes; Onygenales; Ajellomycetaceae
Exons: 3
Coding region: 342-1343 (333 amino acids)
Biological process (GO): mitochondrial fission
Cellular component (GO): mitochondrion
Source: RefSeq, a predicted model, not a curated record